AUGUCAGUUAUUAGUUUUGGAGUAAAUAAACAAUCACAAUUAGGUCAUGCAUUGGAAAAGGAUCAUCUUGAUCCAUCUGUCAUUCAGAAUUUGAGUGGUAUGAGAAUAGUCAUGUCGGCGUGUGGUGAAGCACAUAGUUUGGCAGUGACAGAGUUUGGUGAUGUAUAUAGUUUUGGAAGAGGUCGUGAAGGACAACUUGGACAUCCAGAGAAAUACAAUACCGCUCAUCCCAACGUAAUCACUGCAUUGGCUCACGAAAGAAUCACUAGAGUUGCUUGUGGUAACUUUCACUCUCUUGCUCUCACCGAUACUGGCAAGAUAUAUGAAUGGGGACAAUUACAUGAGAUUGACAAGUCUGCUAAAGGUCUUGAAGCUCCAUCUGGUUUAAUUGAAAUGAAAGGUAUUGGAUUUGCAAGUAGAAUUGCAGAACAAUCAUUAUCACAAUAUUUAAGUGGAGACAAGGCAGCAUAUGACCCAACAUCAAAGAAUAUUAGUAAUGUUAAUUCACAAAGCGCACAAAAUGAAGAUGCAGAGGAUUUAACCAACAAGGAUGAAGAAUUUGACGCAGCUGCUGGCAGCGGCGGCGACGACAGUCAAAACGAACAAAAAGGUAAACAUAUUGGAAAGAUUGUCGAUCGCGUUCAAUUGACACCACUAUUGGUUGGAUCAAUCAAGAAUCAACAAGUAGUUGAUAUGUCUGCAGGUUGGGCAUACUCUGCAGCUGUCACCAAAUCUGGCAAAGUAUUCACAUGGGGAUUUAAUGAAAAAGGACAACUUGGUCUUGGUGACAGAUGGUUUCACGGUCUACCACAACAAGUAAAGUUUUUCACCAAUGUACAUAUCGUCUCUGUUAGUUGUGGUCGUCAACAUAUCGGUGUCAUCUCUGAUCAAGGUGAUCUAUUUACUUGGGGUUUAGGUGUUUUUGGUCAAUUAGGUCAUGGUAAAUUGAAAUCAUGUUUACAUCCAAAAAAAGUAUUAGCAUUUAGUGAAGCAGAUCAAUUAAAUCAAAAAGUUAGACAAGUUGCAUGUGGAGCCAAUUUUACAAUGGCUUUGACUGUUGAUGGUCGUUUAUGGUCGUUUGGACAUGGAGAGUAUGGUCAAUUGGGUGCAACUGAAGAGAACCAAUACCGUGAUUGGAAUAGAGGUGGCAAUGGAAAUGGCAAUGAAAGAGAGGCACAUCUUCAAUACGCUGUGCCACAACAAGUAGAGGCAUUGGCUAGUGUCAAGGUCAAACAAGUUACAUGUGGUCAUUUACAUACUAUUGUCGUCACCGAGGACAACGAUGUCUAUAGUUGGGGUUGGGGUGCAAGUGGGUGUCUUGGGUUUGGUGACCGCAAGUUCCAAUUGGUCCCACAAAGAGUACCAGCAUUGUCGGGUGAAAUUGUUUCAUCUAUAUCGGCCGGUGAAAAACACUCGUUGGUUGUGAGAUCAACCGAUACUACCACCUUUGCAUUUGACUAUCGUAACUUGUUGAAUGAUAAAAAACAUAGUGAUAUUGUGUUUUUGGUACAAGAUAAAAAGGUGUAUGCCAACAAAUUCAUUAUCAAGUCGAGAUGUCCAAGAUUGUAUUCAACUAUCUUGCUCGACAAGAGAUAUGGUAUGUUGCAAGAUUUGAGUGGACAAGAUAAACCAAUGCGUCAAAUCACCAUUGCCAACGUCAAAUACCAAGUUUGGACAUCGUUCCUAACCUAUCUCUACACCGAUCAUUUGGUCAUCCCACCACAUCUCCGUAAAGAGUUGGCAGACGUUGCCGUGAAAUGGGGUGUGUCCAGACUUGCCAGUCUCUGUCUUCGUUACAACUAUCGUCUUCGUAUGGCCGAGGGUAUCCCACCAUCAACCUUUUCACAUGACAUUACUCAACAUCUUGGAUCGUUCGACUACACCGACAUCAACUUUCAAUUAAUCAGUAGUUCUGAUAUUAUCCCAUCUCAUAAAUGUAUUUUAGCUUCAAGAAAUCCUUAUUUUAAAACAAUGUUUGAAUGUGGAUUUAGAGAAAAGGAUCAAGUUGAUUUCAAAGUUGGAGAUGAUAUUGAUAAAGAGACAUUCAAGACAAUGAUUGAAUAUAUUUAUGGUAGUAAUGAUAGUAUUGUCAAUCAAGACAAUGCAGUUGAUUUAUUGUGUCUUGCCGAUCGAUUCAUGGUACAAGAUUUAAAGUUGGUCACUGAACAUUACCUCAGACAAAUUGUACAAUCAAACAAUUCAAUGAUUAAAUUAUUUAUAAGUCAACAAAAACAACAAGAAAAAUCAAAUAAUAAUAAUAAUAAUAAUCAAUCUCCAUCUCCAACUCCAUCUACUACUACUAUUGCAACUGGUGCAUCUGGACAAGAACAAAUGGCAACUGAAUUAUUGUUAUUGUCAACAUCUCCAACAAGUUCUAUUGAUGCACCAUUAACACCACCAUCACCAAAAGAGGAAGAAGAGGAAAUCAUUACAUUGGAAGAUGCCAAGAUUGCCUUUGACAAUAUUUGUCUACUUUUACAAGUGGCCGAUAGAUUCCUUGCCAAGAGAUUAAAGUCUGUCUGUAUGGAAACCAUCUCACAACUAUCUGCCUCUUCACCCGAACAUUUCAACGUAUUUAACAAGUCCAAUGAAACACUCAAAGUGAUUCGAUGUGCUUCACCUAGUCUCAUCAGAGAAUUAGAUCAUUACGCAUCUGCCAACUAUGGUCAAGCACCAAAUUAUAUAAUGACAUUGACUCGUUAA
Cavenderia fasciculata is the source of this 2703-nucleotide messenger RNA. Its product is annotated as regulator of chromosome condensation domain-containing protein. NCBI's taxonomy places the organism in Eukaryota, Evosea, Eumycetozoa, Acytosteliales, Cavenderiaceae. Gene Ontology annotation, molecular function: protein binding. The transcript has 5 exons. The coding region runs from base 1 to 2703 and encodes 900 amino acids. The record is from RefSeq and is a predicted model, not a curated record.